AUGCUGCCGACGGAGAUUGUCGACCGUUGUUCGGACGUCACUGGCGUCUGCCCGUCGCGGUAUCUGCAGCCACAACAACGGCGCUUUCUAUGGCGACAUGAACCAGGCUCGCAGACUCGCCGUCGACCACUGGAGCCGUCAAACUCCGCCGGCAACGUCCUCGACCGCCGGAGGGACUCUUUGAGACAACGGCGGCGGCAGCCGUCAAACUUCGUCGUCGUCCUCGUCUACAGCGUACAUUUCAUCCGACGAAGGUCUCCAUCUUCAGCAUUAGUAGAACCGCCGGCGAGAAUCGCCGAUGGUGGCGGGGCGACUACACAUCAGGCGACAAACACUUCAGUCGUGGUUGUUCAAGGAUUUGAUUGCAAUUCUGUUGCUGUGUAA
This is a messenger RNA of Striga asiatica, 384 nucleotides long. NCBI's taxonomy places the organism in Eukaryota, Viridiplantae, Streptophyta, Magnoliopsida, Lamiales, Orobanchaceae. The record is from the annotation of a GenBank genome assembly.